This is a messenger RNA of Sinocyclocheilus grahami, 1227 nucleotides long. RefSeq names its product ubiquitin carboxyl-terminal hydrolase CYLD-like. Bases 107 to 1114 code for a protein of 335 amino acids. The record is from RefSeq and is a predicted model, not a curated record. NCBI's taxonomy places the organism in Eukaryota, Metazoa, Chordata, Actinopteri, Cypriniformes, Cyprinidae. The transcript is spliced from 5 exons.
CGUCCGUCAUCUCGCUUCCUGCUUUAGUGAAAGUGAGGCAUUAUUGUGUUUAUUGCACAAGUGUCGCACUUUUAAACCGAGGUGAUGACUUUAUCGGUCCAUCACCAUGUCCGGCGACGCACAGCACAGUAGAAGGCGACGCUCCCCCAAAAUGUACAUGGUCGCGUCCGACUACAGAGUGCAGGACCACCUGGAAGGAACCAUUCGCCUGCAGCGGGGGCAGCUCUGUCAGCAGCAGGAGGGAGGAGCGCACAGGAGCGGGAGAGGAGAUUACCUGUGGGUGAAGGUGAUCGAUAAUGGCUGCGUGGUGAAGGUGGACAGACAGGUGCUCAAUGAAGUCCCGGCCGAGUUCGCCGGUCUGCUCGAACCCGUCCCUGACCUGGACGUCCGUGUCAAACUGCUGUCCAGGACGCAGUUCCUGCAGCGAAUGGCGGCUUUAGCGCUGGGGUCAGAGGUGCGGGUCAUCUGGAGCCGCAGCCAAUCAGAGCUCGCCGAGGCGGAGCUUCGUUACCGCGGGCCGCUGACGAGGGGAAGCUCCGCCGUUCAUUUCGGGGUUCAGCUAAAAGGAUGGGCAGCAGGUCGUGGUAAAUGCAAUGGAAGCUAUAAAGGGCAUCAGUUGUUCUGGUGUCCAGACGGCUGCGGGCUGUUCCUCCCGGUCAGUGAGAUCACGCUCCCUCGAUCGUCCCGCGGCGGCAGCGGCAGCGGCAGCUCCAGCGACCGCCCGCCGAACCUCGCGCCGUCCGCUAACAGCCAGGGCCCCGUCAGCAUGCUGUCACGCGCUGCGGAGUCCGGCCCCAAUCCCAGCGUCCCGCAGCCGCUCGCCGUCGGGCAGAGAGUCUGCUUCGUCCAGGACGAGUGCGUCCAGCGCGGGAGCGUCCAGUUCUGCGGGCCCCUGUCGAACCGGGCCCCGUCCACGCUUUAUGUGGGAGUGUUACUGGAUCAUCCAGGAGGAUCAUGGGAUGGAUGUCAUAAAAACACCAAACUGUGCUCCAUCCCGUCCCCUGAGUUUGGCGCUUUGCUUCCCCUCUCUAAAGUAACUGCAGGUAACAUUUCUGCUUCAGGUAUCAACAGUCAAGACCGAGAAACGAGUAAUGCACCUAAUAAGAUCAAAUAAUAUGCUGUAGCAAAUGCUGUCAGGCUUCGAAUGAACAAAACACACCAUAAAACUAUCAAAUGAGCGCAUUUGGAAUAAUUAAUGAUUGAAUUUUUAAUGUUUUUAAAAGUCUC